Tigriopus californicus is the source of this 804-nucleotide messenger RNA. RefSeq lists its product as uncharacterized. The transcript is spliced from 2 exons. NCBI's taxonomy places the organism in Eukaryota, Metazoa, Arthropoda, Copepoda, Harpacticoida, Harpacticidae. The record is from RefSeq and is a predicted model, not a curated record. Bases 148 to 567 code for a protein of 139 amino acids.
CAUAACCGUCAACCGCCCAACAUGUCAGGAGACUGUUGCGCUAGAUCAGAGAUUGGUGACUGGAGCCGGACAUCGGUUCAGGUAUAAAUACCAUAUCUGCCCAAGAAACAUCAUCAGUGUUCACUUGCAUCACAUUCAACAAUCAUCAUGAAGACCUUCUUUGCUUUGGCUACCAUCUUGGCUUGCGCCAACGCCGGUAUUAUCCUCAACGGUGCCCUCCCCUAUACCCAAACCGGUCAAGUUGCUGGACCCGUCCAUGCCGCUUUCGGCGAUUUGGCCGCUACCAAGCGCGGACUCCGCCCCGUCAGCCUCGAGGGAUUCUCCGAGGACGACAACAUGGAUGGUUUCGUUGACCCCAUCGGCCAAGCCGUCCCUUAUGCCGCUCCCAUUGCCACCCCCAUCGCCGCCCCCCUCGCCGCUCCCCUUAUCCAUCAACAACCCUUGGUGAGCACUUUGGGCUAUGCCGGUGCCCCCGUCUUGGCCGCCCGUCCCGCUGUGACCUUCGCCCAACAAGCUUUGGUGUCCCCCUUGGGCUACGCCGCCGCUGCCCCCGCCAUCAUAGCCUAAGAGGCUAAGAAGCAAACGCAUUGAAGGACCUUCAUGGUGCCGUGGAUCAGGAAGUUCUCGUUUCUCUGGAAAUCUGAAGUCCUCUCGAGUUCCAUGAUACUGUCCUCCACUGAACAUCUGGACACAAAUGCUACUGAUAAAUUUCAUAAAACAGUACAAAACACCAAAAAAUGUGAGCAAGUGAGCACUGCUAAACGAACCGUUGCUCAAUAAAAAUAAAAAAAUCUAAUCUAAAAA